UUUGUCCAGCUGCUGGUCCCCUGUUCAGCAGUCCUCAAGCAGUGCUAUUACCCUGACGGCAGCCCGUCAAGCGAUUUCCCAUGCGAUCCCAACGCGAAGGAGAGCGCGUGCUGCGGCUCCGGGCUUGGCUCUACAUGUCUCAACAAUCGGCUGUGUCAAUCGAAUAACGGAAACAUUAUUCGGGGUUCUUGCAGCGACAAGAACUGGUCAUCGCCUGAAUGCGCCCCGUUCUGCCUGAGUGCCGACACUGGAGGAACUGAUCUGAUAUCCUGCUCCAACGUCACCAACGCCGAUAAUUCAUUCUGCUGCGACCACACAAACGGCUGCUGCGACUCCGGCGUCGGCCGCUUCAACGUGCUGCCCAAAGAGGCCUCAGUAUGGGCGACAUGGAACGUCGAGGCGAGCUCAUACCGCGUUGUCGGCACCGUAUACACCGGCAACCCGACGAGCACAUCGAGCGCAGCGACAAAGACGAAGUCAACAACAGCGACUGGUACAGCGACGACGACGACGAGUUCUACUCCGACAAACACGAGUCCGAGCGAGUCGGACAAGUCCUCCGGGCUGUCUAAUGGAGCAAAAAUCGGAAUUGGUGUUGGUGUCGGUGUUGGAGCGGUUCUUCUUGCUGCGAUUGCGUUCUUGGUGUGGAAGCUUCGGCAGAGGAAG
Trichoderma reesei QM6a is the source of this 666-nucleotide messenger RNA. RefSeq lists its product as uncharacterized. Lineage: Eukaryota; Fungi; Ascomycota; Sordariomycetes; Hypocreales; Hypocreaceae. The record is from RefSeq and is a predicted model, not a curated record. The transcript is spliced from 2 exons. The annotation marks the transcript as partial.